ACCCUACAAUUUCUUUCUUAAAUGUUAAAUAACCAAUCUGAGUAAACUGCUAACAAUUUAUGGAGCUUUGUGUCUUUACAUUUUGUUUUAAAUUUCUAUUCCAACUUCUACAACUGUUACAGCUUAAACUAGCUGGCCUGGAAAGCAAUGUCUGGCUCAUUUAGUACAAUUAUUAUCAGAAACACAAAUGUUGAUAUUUUUCACACAUUUACAAUUUCUUUUCCAAUUUUCUUUUCAUCAGUAUUUAUUAUCCACCUACAUGUAAGCCUAACAACUGAUAUUUAUUGGUAAAUUAGAAUAUUCUUGCGAGUAAUUUGCAAAGACUAAUCGUACGAGGUAAUUUAGAUUUGUUUACUACAGUUAACCUCUCUCAACGAGAGUUUAUCCAUACAUACACGCCGAUUAGAUAUUGAAAUUCAAACAUAUGUUUCACGCCGUGUAAUUAGUACUAACAAUUGGUUUUCUUGUUCAUGGCUUAGAUUAGUAGAUUAGUUAAACAAAUGUUAAACAUGCAUUUGAGCAAAUCCAAGUCUUAAUUAUAGAGUUAAAGUUCUAUGUGAUUGAAUUAUGGCUUAUAGAGAAUGGUAGACAAGGGAACUCUUUAGUUACACAUGCCCAUGGUGUGACUAAUUUUUUGCUUUGUUUAUUGUAAUAAAAGUUGACACGGAACCUCAAAGAAGAGAUAAGUUUGUUGGGGGUUGAGGCAGAACAUUUUUGUUGACAUUUGCAUCUUAGUCCUCCCCCUCCCACACAGUACUCACAUCACUCCCUUAUAAAGUACCUUGUUAAUUUUAAUUUCAAACACUCAUCCAUAUUAAUUCAUUGUAACUCAAACACACACACAAACUCUUUUUCUCUCUCUCUCUCUUUCUCUUUCUCUCUUCUCUCUCUCUAAUGGAGUUUCUCUCUGUACUUUUUGGUUUUACAAUAAUGCACUUGUGUUUCCUGAUCUGGAAAUUGUUUGAUCGGAGAAGGGACCAAGAGUGUUACAUAUUAAGCUACGAAUGUUACAAGCCAAGGGAUGAAAGAAAGCUUGGAAGUGAUCUUUGUGGCAAGAUCAUAGCAGACAAUGAGUAUAUUGGUCUGAAUGAGUGCAAGUUCUUCCUCAAAGCCAUUGUCAACUCAGGGAUUGGCGAGGAAACUUAUGCUCCAAGAAACUUCAUCGAAGGCCGAGCUGUGAACCCGACAUUGGAAGAUGAAGUCACUGAGAUGGAAGAGUUCUGUCAUGACAGCAUUGCAAAGCUUCUAAGCAAAUCAGGCAUUUCACCUUCCGAGAUCGAUGUUCUUGUGGUAAAUGUAUCUUUGUUUUCUUCUAUUCCUUCUUUAACUUCAAGAAUCACUAACCAUUACAAAAUGAGAGAGGACAUAAAAGCUUAUAACCUCUCCGGUAUGGGUUGUAGUGCUAGUCUUAUUUCAUUAGACAUUAUUCAAAACAUUUUCAAGUCACAGAAGAACAAGUAUGCUCUUUUGUUGACUUCAGAGUCUCUUAGCACAAACUGGUAUUCAGGCAACAACAGGUCAAUGAUCCUAGCUAACUGUCUUUUUCGCACCGGCGGAUGCGCUAUUCUUCUCACAAAUAAAAGAUCCUUAAAGCACAAAGCUAUACUGAAACUCAAGUGUUUAGUCCGAACUCAUCACGGCGCUAGAGACGACGCGCAUAACUGUUGUAGUCAAAAGGAAGACGAACAAGGCCGUCUUGGUUUUUACCUAGCUAAAGAUCUUCCGAAAGCGGCGACACGAGCUUUCGUUGAUAAUCUAAGAGUGUUAUCACCUAAAAUUCUACCAGCUAGGGAAUUACUCAGGUUUCUAUUCAUGUCACUGAUAAAAAAAGUGUCAAAGUUUCAUGUUCCUAAGUCAGCUGCAGGUGCUGCUACAACAAUAAACAAAUCACCAUUGAAUUUCAAAACUGGUGUUGAUCAUUUCUGCCUCCACACAGGAGGAAAAGCGGUGAUCGACGGAAUCGGAAUGAGCUUAGAUCUGAGUGAGUAUGAUCUGGAGCCAGCAAGAAUGUCCUUGCAUAGAUUUGGAAACACAUCAGCUAGUAGCUUAUGGUAUGUGCUAGGGUAUAUGGAAGCUAAGAAGAGGCUGAAAAAAGGUGAGAGAGUAUUGAUGAUAAGUUUAGGUGCUGGCUUUAAAUGCAAUAGCUGUUUGUGGGAGGUAAUGAGAGAUGUUGGAGAUAGAAAUGUGUGGGACGAUAGCAUUGAUAACUAUCCACCACACUCAUUGGCCAACCCAUUCAUGGAGAAGUACGGUUGGAUUAAUAGUAUUCAAGAUGCAAACACUUUCAGACAACAACUUACUGAGUAUUUUCUCAAGUGAUGUUAACUCCAUUUUCAUAUUAUUUAUUUAUUUAAGGUAUUACUUUACAUGUGUAGUGUUGUAUCUGAUUUUUACAGAAAUUGAAGAAAAAAAUGAAGACAAGUUCUUAGAAUUCACCUCUUAUCAUUAUCAUGCUUAUUGUGCUUUUGGUUUUUCUUACAAUUUUUUCUGCCCUCAAGGGUCCCUUACCCAAUAAGAUGUUCUGGUUCUAAAUUCUAUAUGAUAUGAAUGCUGAAACCCAUCACAGUACUUGUUGUUUGAAUUAAAUAAUAAAAGUCUAUUUCUUUUUAGUACUAGGUUUUACUUGAUUAAUUAAUAUUUAUAUAUAGGAUUAUCAUAAUAUUUUUUCUGUUUGGAGCCAAAAGAAGUUGUAACAUAAGGAUUGUGCUUGUUUUUUUUACUAAGUACAUGUAGUUUUCACUCUUCUUGAGUAGAUAGGAUAGAUGUUGAGUUUUGAUGGGUUUAUGUUUAUGUAUUCUUUUCUUUCUAUAUGUAUGUAACUUUCAAUAGAAAAAUUAAGUUGAAAAGAUGUAACUUGUCACAUCAUACAUACUACUACUAGUCAUGAAUUAUGAAUGGGCCCCUCUCAUUUCA
Molecule: messenger RNA, 2913 nt
Organism: Lathyrus oleraceus (garden pea)
Lineage: Eukaryota; Viridiplantae; Streptophyta; Magnoliopsida; Fabales; Fabaceae
Product: 3-ketoacyl-CoA synthase 12
Exons: 1
Coding region: 895-2319 (474 amino acids)
Biological process (GO): fatty acid biosynthetic process
Cellular component (GO): membrane
Molecular function (GO): acyltransferase activity, transferring groups other than amino-acyl groups
Source: RefSeq, a predicted model, not a curated record